Molecule: messenger RNA, 822 nt
Organism: Trypanosoma grayi
Lineage: Eukaryota; Euglenozoa; Kinetoplastea; Trypanosomatida; Trypanosomatidae
Product: hydrolase, alpha/beta fold family
Exons: 1
Coding region: 1-822 (273 amino acids)
Source: RefSeq, a predicted model, not a curated record
AUGGGACUGAACGGCCCCGGCGCAUUGUGGCACGACAACUUCUGUGAGCGUAUCGCAGACGCCGGGUACUACGUGAUCCGCUACGACAACCGUGACGUUGGUCUUUCAACGCACUUCACGGAAUUCCCCGCACCGAAUGUGCUGCGCAUGGCCUUGCCGCGCUCCAUGGCGUACGGUGAGUGUGUGCCGUACACAUUGGAGGACAUGGCCGCGGACGGAAUGAACCUCCUCACCGCGCUCGGCAUCAACGAGGCGCACGUGGUGGGCUGCAGCAUGGGCGGCAUGAUUGUGCAGAUCAUGGCUACUCACUACCCGAAACGCGUGCGGAGCCUCACCAUUAUCUUCUCGCACACGGGAUCCUCAAAGCGGGUGAAGGAGAGCUGGGCGGCGCGGCUGUGGUUCCUCGAUAAGCCCGCCAGCUCGUCAUUGGAGGAUAUGGUCGAGUUCAAGUGCCGGAUUGCGCGUCGUCUUUGCGGCCCCAACUACGUGUUCGAGGAGAAAGAGUGUAAAGACCUCGCAAGGUCGCUGCUGCAACGCGCACCGGAAGAUCCUAUGGGAAUGCGUCGCCAACUAGCUGCAAUACAGCGGGCAAAGUGCCGUGCGGAGGCACUGAAGACGGUGAAGGUACCGACGCUGGUGAUACACGGGAUGAUGGAUCAACUGAUCCCGUACGAGAACGGCGUGCAGAUUGCGAGUUUGAUUGGAAGACCGGCAAAACUGGUUUUGUAUCCGCUUAUGAGCCACUCCCUACCCGAUGAGCUGAUGCCCAGCAUGACGCAGGAGAUUAUAUGGAACGCGCAAAGACCAACCACAGAUGCUUAA